This is a messenger RNA of Lampris incognitus (smalleye Pacific opah), 5656 nucleotides long. RefSeq names its product lysine-specific demethylase 2B (gene kdm2bb). Gene Ontology annotation, molecular function: histone demethylase activity; DNA binding; protein binding. Lineage: Eukaryota; Metazoa; Chordata; Actinopteri; Lampriformes; Lampridae. Bases 1 to 4215 code for a protein of 1404 amino acids. The record is from RefSeq and is a predicted model, not a curated record. Gene Ontology annotation, biological process: protein demethylation; regulation of transcription by RNA polymerase II. The transcript has 21 exons.
AUGGCCCAGGCCACGGAAACGUGCGCUGAAUCCGGACGCAAGCUGCGCUCCAUCUGCCGGAGAAUGUACGACGAGAACGAGGAUUUGUCCGACGUGGAGGAAAUGGCAAACAUCAGAGGUUUCAGUGUAGAGGAAAAACUUGCGAGUGACAGAUACAACGCAGACUUCGUGCACAUAAUGGAGGGCAAAGAGUUCACCUAUGAAUAUGUCCAGAGGGAAGCUCUCAGAGUGCCCCUCGUUUUCAAGCACAAAGAUGGCCUAGGAAUCCGGAUGCCUGAUCCGGAAUUUACUGUCAGUGAAAUUAAAGGCUUAGUUGGCAGUCGUCGAUCUGUGGAUGUUAUGGAUGUAAGCACUCAGAAAGGCUCUGAAAUGAGCAUGGCUCAGUUCGUCCGCUAUUACGAGACCCCCGAGGAAGAGCGGGACAAACUCUUCAAUGUUAUCAGCUUAGAGUUCAGCCACACUAAGCUGGAAAACCUCAUCAAGCGGCCCACUGUGGUAGAUCUAGUGGACUGGGUGGACAACAUGUGGCCACCUGAUCUUAAACAAAGCCAAACGGAGGCUACCAAUGUAAUAGCAGAAAUGAAGUAUCCUAAAGUUCAGCGGUACUGUUUGAUGAGUGUAAAGGGCUGCUACACAGACUUCCACAUUGAUUUUGGGGGAACUUCAGUUUGGUAUCACGUAUUCAAGGGACAGAAAGUUUUUUGGCUGGUGCCUCCAACUACUCAUAACCUUGCCCUUUAUGAGGACUGGGUUUUGUCCGGGAAGCAGAGUGAUAUUUUCCUAGGGGAUCGAGCUGAUGGAUGCCAGAGAGUGGAGCUCAAGCAAGGAUAUACCUUCUUUAUUCCCUCAGGUUGGAUUCAUGCUGUCUACACACCGGAGGAUACACUGGUGUUUGGAGGCAACAUUCUGCACAGCUUUAACAUUCCUAUGCAGCUUACCAUCUAUGACAUAGAGAACAGGACUAAGGUUCAUUCCAAGUUUCGUUACCCCUUUUACCACGAGAUGAGUUGGUAUGUCUUGGAGAGAUAUGUGCACUGCCUCACCAAGCGGUCGCACCUUUCUCUGGAGUUCCAUGGAGAGCCCAUGUCAGUGGACUUUGAGGCAAAGACAAGUGUAGAGAGCCCUUCAUCUGACUCAAGGAGCCAGGAUAUGGACGAGGACUCAUGUGAGAUGCAGGUCAGAGAAGAGCUGGGCGAAAAACCAGAAAGACAUACUCAGGAUGAUACCUGUUACCUUGACAACAAGAAAGGAAAACCCAACGAUUCUCAUAGCCCACAGCACUUCAGAGCUGCUUUGUUCACUGACUCUGAGGAUAGUUGUAUUCCCACAUCUACCUUUCCUCCAGAUUUCCCCAAAACUCCUGACUCCCCAGCUUCAGAGUCACACAGUAAAUGGACUCACUUGACUGAGUUUGAGUUGGAAGGCCUCAAAGCCCUUGUUGAGAAACUGGAGGCACUACCUGAAAAUAAAAAAUGUGUUCCACAAGGUAUAGAAGACCCACAAGCUCUGCUGGAGGAGAUGAAAGUUGUCUUAAAAGAGCAUGCAGAUGACGAUCCUAAAUUGGCAAUCAGUGGAGUACCUGUGGUAUGCUGGCCCAAGAAAACUGUCAAGCCGAGGCCUCUUAACAGGCCUAAACCUAAGAUGGCGGCGUCUCCGGCGUCCGCUGUUAAGCUGUCAUCUAGCCGUGGGACCUCAGGAGCCAGGAGAAGGAGAACGCGCUGUCGGAAGUGUGAAGCAUGCCUGCGUAAAGAAUGUGGAGAGUGCCACUUUUGUAAAGACAUGAAGAAGUUCGGAGGGCCGGGCCGCAUGAAACAGUCUUGCAUCAUGAGGCAGUGUAUUGCUCCCGUCCUGCCACACACAGCAGUGUGUCUGGUCUGCGGAGAGGCGGGGAAAGAAGACACAGUGGAGGAUGAGGAGGAAAAGUUUAAUCUUAUCCUAAUGGAGUGUUCAAUCUGCAAUGAAAUUGUACAUCCUAACUGCCUUAAGGUGAAGGAUGCAGGUGGAGUUGUAAAUGAUGAGUUGCCAAACUGUUGGGAGUGCCCUAAAUGCAACCAUGCAGGAAAAACAGGAAAACAAAAAAGAGGACCAGGUUUUAAGUAUGCGUCUAGCCUUCCUGGAUCUCUGCUGAAAGAGCCGCGACUGAACCGCGACAUAAAAGAGGAGCCCGACACUCCCAGCAUUACAGCGGUGGCUGUCACCGCCUUGAGCGCCGCAUCCACAGUUAAGAAGAAGGGAGAUCGGGAAGAAACUCCCAAGAGGAAAGACGAGGAGCCUCUAAAGAAGCCUCCCUCCAUUCUGUCUCUGGAGGCCAUGUCCCGGCCAAGACUUGAGGAUAACCCACUGAGGAAAAAAAGAAAACUGUUUGACACCAACGAUGAACCCGUUAUUGUUAAAAAGAAGAGGAAGUUUUCAAAACCUGAUGAUUCCUUGAGGCCCAAGCUGCUGCAGCAAAUUAAGACAGAGAAUGAUGAUAGUGAUGAUGAAGAGGGCCAAGAAGAUUGUGAAGAUGAAAACAUAUUUUUACUGGACAAGAUUAACAUAAAGGAAGAAAAAGGUUACGAUGAAGAAAAGCAAGAAGGAGAUAAGGAAGAGGAGGAGGAGGCACCGAAGAAGGAGAGGGAUUGUAGUGUAGAGGACAAAGUCAAGGUUAUGCUGAGCCCAUUGUUGAGGAAAUUAUCAGUCAAAGAAAAUAACCAGGCCUCUAACUCUCCCAGAGCUGGCCCAAGCAGUGAAUUAAGUGAUUUCCGGGAGAAAAGUGCUGCCCAGAUGAAAGCUCGCCAGCAACGUCGCCGCCUGCCCAACAAAGAGCUGAGCAGGGAGCUGAGCAAAGACCUCAACCAGGAGAUUAAAAAAGCUGAUGACUGUCUGGCUAACCAGAACAACCGACCACUGAAGAUGGAGGAUAGCCCAGUUAAUCACAAUCAACAACCAUUAAAGACGGAGGACCCUUUGACUCUUAAGCCCCGCAGGCCACUAAAAACAGAAGACUCAGCCAUAAGUCAGCACCGUAGGCCCCUUAAAACGAAGAAGGGCCUUGCCAGUCAGAACAGACGACCGCUGAAAAAUGACGACAGUCUGGCCAACCAAAACCACGGACCAGUAAAGACUGAACCUAAUAGUGAAGGAGAUGAGCCAAAGCUCAGACGGCCUCUCAGUAAUAACAGCAGUGACCUGGGUGACUGUGUGCAUCAAGGGGGGCAAGAAGUGAGUGGGAUGCCGCCCGGGUUCUCACCAUUGUGCUGGAACAGAACUCCCUCGAUCACGCCUGUAUGCCCCCGCCCACUUCCUUGUCGGUCACCGUCAAAGUACUUUCAAAUGGAGCGCCAUGUGAUCCGCCCACUCCCCAUCAGCCCUCCACCCGACAGACUACCCCUGGAUGAUGGUGAAACACACAUGAUACCUAGGGAGAUGUGGAUGGCGGUUUUCAGUUAUCUAACUUACAGAGAUCUGUGUGUCUGCAUGCGUGUCUGCAGGACCUGGAACAGAUGGUGCUGUGACAAAAGGCUUUGGAAGCAAAUUGAUCUGAACCGCUGCAAGUCCAUCACCCCUCUGAUGUUGAGUGGUAUCAUCCGUAGACAGCCAGUAGCGUUAGACCUCAGCUGGACCAACAUCUCCAAGAAGCAGCUCAGCUGGCUCAUCAACAGACUGCCUGGUCUACGGGUCCUGCUGUUGUCAGGAUGCUCCUGGGUGGCAGUCUCUGCUCUUUGCACUUCCAGCUGUCCUCUGCUACGCACGUUGGAUGUUCAGUGGGUUGAGGGACUAAAAGAUGCACAGAUAAGGGACCUGCUAUCCCCCCCAACAGAUAACAGGCCAGGUCAGUUAGACAACAGGAGUAAGUUGCGUAACGUUGUAGACCUACGCCUGGCAGGGCUAGACAUCACCGACAUAUCACUGCACCUCAUUAUCCGCUACAUGCCCUUGCUGUCCAAGCUGGACCUCAGCUACUGCAACCAUGUCACUGACCAGUCUGUCAACAUAUUAACUGCUGCAGGCACCACUACAAGAGAUUCUCUUACUGACAUCAACUUGUCAGUCUGCAACAGGGUCACAGACCAGUCGCUGACCUACUUCAAACGCUGUGGAAGCAUUUGUCAUAUUGACUUGCGCUACUGUAAGCAGGUGACCAAGGAGGGAUGUGAACAGUUCAUUGCAGAAAUGUCUGUGAGUGUGCAGUUCGGACUAAUAGAGGACAAAUUGCUUCAAAAGCUCAGUUAAUUGUAAGAAAAUUCAUCAAGGACAGCAUACCUAAUACCAGUGAUGAUGGUGUUUUCCACACGGAGGCAGCAGUGGCCUGUGUUUUAGUGGAGAAAGCUGUUGAAUUUCACAAGCCCCUGUGGGUUACUCCACAUGCAUAGGAAAGUGUCUGUACUCGAUGACGAACUUUGAUUAUAAGGGAACUUGUGCCGCUAACCCAAAAUGUCUUUUAAAAACAGAAUUACUAACAGGCAAGUAAGGUGCCAGUCUCACUGGAAUAUUGCAAGCAUGCUUUUCUUGUCCUUUUCCUGAAUUUAUUGCACCCUUUUGUAAGUUAUUUAUUUCUUCAGAAGAACUGUGUAUGUAUCAUGUUCAUGUUUUGUUGUGCAUAGACUUAUUUUUUGUUCCAGUGUAAAUAGAAUGCAUUAUAGAGUAAUAUUUUUGUAUCAGAGUGUUUCAUACAUUUAUGUGCAAUAUUGAAUGCACUGGUGAAUCAUUAGUGUAAUGUAUGAUUUCAACUUGAAUUGAUAAUCAGUCUGCAUCACUGUCUGGUUUAUUUAUUUUUUUGAGGGCUUAAGUAGUGAUGAUUUUUUUCACUAAAAUGCUCGGAUGGUAGCCUGUGUCCCUGUUUAUUUUUCAUAUUUUAGUCUAUUUUUGUGGCAAUGGCAUUUUUUAUGGGACAAGUGUUUUAGUUUUUGGUUUUCAUAAGACUACAUACUAUAUUACUAUGUAUAGUUAGAUUUAACAUGUAUAGUAAAAACCUAUUUGCACUGAUACUUAAACAUGAAUAUGUGUACAUAUAUACACCGAUUAGUCAAAACAUUGAAGCCAAAUUCCUAAUGUAGGUCCCCCUCUUGCCAACAAAACAGCACUGCACCGUGGAGCCCUGAACUCCACAAGACCUCUUAGGCUGUCCUCUGGUAUCUGGCACCAAGACGUUUGCAGCAGAUCCUUUAAGUCCUGUAAGUUGCGAGGUGGGGUCUCCAUGGAUCGGACUUGUUUUUCCAGCACAUCCCACAGAUGCUCGAUCAGAUUGAGAUCUGGAGAAUUUGGAGGCCAGGGCAACACCUUGAACUCUUUGUCAUGUUCUUCAAACCAUCCCUGAAUGUUCCCAAUUCCUAAUGUUUUGGUGCCAAAUACCAUAGGCCAACUUCAGGGGUCUUGUGGAGUCCAUGCCUCAGCAGGUCGGCGCCGUUUUAGUGGCACACGGAGGACAAACAGCAUAGUAUGCAGGUGGUCGUAAUGUUUUGUCUCAUCAGUUUAUCUGUAUGCAGAUAUACAUAUGUAUAUGUACAUUUGUAUAUUGCAGAAUUUAUAUGAUCAUGCUAUAUUCUAUUUUUAUUGUUCUGAGUCUAUAUGUUAAUAGGAAACAGCUGCAUACUAGGAGACACUUAUUUUGUCACAUUACAUCACAUUACUUCUCUGCAUUUCUGGUGCUCAAUAAAAUAAGGAAUACUAAUGC